CGCCCGGAUACAACAUACUUGACCUUAGACAUGAGGUCUGAAUUCCAGUCUACUCACGUUAAUUGAUGUCUGAAUCUAGAGUCCAGGUUAUUAGCCCGGUUAAAAGCUUUUUAGCUGGUGGGUUCGGUGGAGCAUGUUGCAUUGCAAUUGGUCACCCUUUCGACACAAUAAAGUUCUAAUUUAAUAUACACAUUAAUUUUGUCGUCCCCAUGUUAGCUAAAAUUAUUACAGAUUUAGCAUUUCUAUCUUUCUAAAAACGGAUGUAUGGCUCGUAGUACAUUUGUAUCAGUCCUAUUAUUCUUUAUUUAGUAGUCAGAGAUAGGUAUUAUUUGAAAAGUAUAUCUAAUACUCAGAUUACUAAAUAUUUAUUUCCACCUCACUCCUGCAAACGCAUUUUUUCACAGCUUGUGAUUGUCGUGGUUUCGUUUCUAUACCUGUUUUACCUACCAUAGUUCUUGUUAAUCAUAUGUUUUAUCACUUCUCAGUACUCAGGUAACCAUUACUUUGGCGUUCGAUGGUCUGUGGUAUAUUUUUAUGUGAAGCACUCCUAGGUAGUGCUCAUUGAUUUCAACUUUCCUAAAUCAUAAUGCGACCACAAUAGUUGUUUGAUUCAUUUACACUAUCGCUUUACAGUCUAUUAAAUUUACUCGUCGCAGCGUAGAAAUUCGUAUUUUUAAAAUACCAGUAUAUUUGUUAAAGAUAUCGUACAUACAAGAGGAAUUCUUAUGCUUAGUAUAGUUCUAAAAAGAUGCUUACAAUACGAAUAGAUUCUUAGUCGUUCCAGUUGCGUUCUUUAUAAGAUUGUCCUAUGAAAUCUAGAUUAUAAGCUCUGAGGUGAUUCGUUAUUUCAGAGGCUUUGACAUCAAGCCUAGACCGUUCAAAAGUUUUCUCUUAAACGUCUGAACUUCCUUUUUACGUUAAAAUAUCCAAAUUACUGACAAUUAACCGGAUCGCGCAACCUGAGUAUUCUGUCUAGCUGAUGGUGUUCUGUUUGUUAUUUGAUUUCAUAUUGUUUCCUAUAUUUCACUAACUUUCCACCACCUGUUUUCCGGCGGUUUUUUAAUCCCGGAGAAGUAUAUUACCAUAAUCAGUCAUAGUGUUCAUUCGAGCGAACCUAUUUAAAAUAUGGUUUUUUGUAUAGGAAUUCAUAAUUAGUAGAAAUCUUAUAGAUGCUAUUCUGCCUGUAAGUUAUCAAGUUGUUUUCUUAGGUUCGACUUCAAACAAUGCCUCACGUAACAUCAGGAACAGCGCCUAUGUAUUAUGGGACUUUUGACUGUGUCAAGAAAACUGUAGCGGCUGAUGGUAUCUUUGGACUUUAUAAGGGGAUGGGGGCACCCAUAGCCGGAGUGGCUCCUGUAUUCGCCAUUUGCUUUUUUGGGUACAAUUUAGGUAAGCAGCUUUUUGCCAAGGAUCCAAUGGAUUUAAGGAAACAUGAAAUUUUGUUUGCGGGAAUGUUCUCUGGCAUUUUUUCAACUGCAAUCUUGGCUCCAGGAGAGCGUAUAAAAUGCCUAUUACAAGUUCAGUCGAAUGCAAUUGGACCUUUGAAGUAUAGUGGACCGGUUGAUGUUCUUCGUCAGUUGUAUCGCGAAGGUGGGAUUCGAAGCAUUUUCAAGGGAACAGCUGCAACACUUCUGCGAGAUGUCCCUGCAUCUGGAGUGUAUUUUCUGAGUUAUGAAUUAAUGAAAGAUGCAUUAAGGAAUCCACACUCAAAGAAUAAUGAAUUGAGUGUUGGUAAAACUCUCUUUGCCGGUGGUAUGGCAGGUAUCUUCAACUGGCUAGUAGCUAUUCCUCCCGAUGUUUUAAAAUCUCGUCUACAGAGUGCUUCUGAGGGUGUUUAUCCCAAUGGAAUUCGGUCGGUAUUCUCUGAACUUAUUGCAAAAGAAGGCUUUUUGGGAUUGUAUCGGGGUAUGACUCCGGUGAUGCUUCGAGCAUUUCCUGCAAAUGCUGUAAGCUUUGAUUGUAUUAUCAACUGAAACGUAAUAUCUUGUUUUUAUAAGUGGUUUAUAUUUUACCUUUAAAAUUAAUAAUUAUUUAGUGUCGUUUGGAUUCUCAUAUAUCAUCUCUUCUACCACUAAGAUGUAAACAGACAAGUUUUCUGGAACUCGAACUGUACUCGCUAUGACCUGUUAAAAAUGUAAAUUGGAACUUCAUUUAAUAGUUGUUUAUCACUAGUUGAGGAUCGCUUCUAUAAAUGGCGAAAUCCAGGAAAGAAUUUACAUCAUUUACUUCCCAACGAUCAUCGGUUAUAUCCGUAUCUGGAAAGUGCAUUGAUUUUGUUCUAUUUACGCUACUUUCACCAAAAGACUAAGAUAAAACAAGUUUUCAAGUGUACAAAGGGAAAAUAUUGUCGCUCUUCACUAGUCACUUUCUUGUAUCUCGAGAUAUUCAUUGCUAGUCAAAAUAAUCUUGAUGCUGACACAUUGGUUGUUUAUAACUCUAACACCGAUCAAUUGUUGUGUCAUUUUACAUAAGCACGACAAUAGUCUAGUUGAUGGGGAAACUCUGAACAACAAAUCUCAUAUGUAAGUUCAUUUUAGAAGUAUGUAGAUGCCUCAGAUUUAUUUCCGAACAGUUCAUCCCAAGGCGUUUUGUUUAUUAUAUUUUCAUAACAUAACAUCCAGCUGACUAGUACCGAAUAGAACAAAAUACGCGUCUAAGACUCAACUACUAGCCUCAAUCCUUCUAUUUAAAAUAAGUGUGCUUAGAUUGGUAUGAUUUGCACAUUCAGUCAACACUACUAAAAAUGAGAUUAUUGAAAAAUUCAGUUUAUCACUACAAACAGUUGUAAUUGUGAUAUUUUGUUUUACUUAUUCUGUUCUGUGAGCUCUAAGUUAUUAUAUCUCAAUUUGUCGCGAUUUCUACCUUUUCAGGCAUGCUUUCUCGGUUACGAAGUU
This is a messenger RNA of Schistosoma bovis, 2894 nucleotides long. The record is from the annotation of a GenBank genome assembly. NCBI's taxonomy places the organism in Eukaryota, Metazoa, Platyhelminthes, Trematoda, Strigeidida, Schistosomatidae.